Messenger RNA from Stomoxys calcitrans (stable fly), 963 nucleotides. Its product is annotated as skin secretory protein xP2. The transcript is spliced from 5 exons. Gene Ontology annotation, biological process: positive regulation of transcription by RNA polymerase II. The coding region runs from base 1 to 963 and encodes 320 amino acids. The record is from RefSeq and is a predicted model, not a curated record. Gene Ontology annotation, molecular function: transcription coactivator activity. Gene Ontology annotation, cellular component: RNA polymerase II transcription regulator complex. Lineage: Eukaryota; Metazoa; Arthropoda; Insecta; Diptera; Muscidae.
AUGCACCCUGAGCUGAAGAGUGUCAUCAUUCACUGCUCUGCCAAAUUCUUCUUGAUUGCUGUCUGCGCUAUCGCCGCUGUGUCGGCUGAUGUGUCCCAUUUGGCGGGCAAUGGUUACAACUAUGAUAGACCUGCUCCAGUUUUCGAUGUGCCUCAGGCUCCAGCUAACGAAUACUUGCCACCUCAACAGCAAUACUCUGCUCCAGCUGCCGCCGCUCCUCAGUACUCUGCCCCAGCUGCUCCAGCUCCUCAAUACUCUGCCCCAGCUGCCCCAGCUCCUCAAUACUCUGCCCCAGCUGCCCCAGCUCCUCAAUACUCUGCCCCAGCUGCUGCUCCUUCCAAUGAGUACUUGCCUCCUCAGCAACAAUACUCUGCCCCAGCUCCAGCUCCUCAAUACUCGGCCCCUGCUCCAGCUCCUCAGUACUCUGCACCAGCUGCCGCUGCUCCUCAAUACUCUGCCCCAGCUGCUGCUCCCUCCAACGAAUACUUGCCUCCUCAACAGCAAUACUCUGCCCCAGCUCCAGCUCCUCAAUACUCUGCCCCAGCUCCAGCUCCUCAAUACUCUGCUCCAGCUGCCCCUGCUCCUCAAUACUCUGCCCCAGCUCCAGCUCCUCAAUACUCUGCUCCAGCUGCCCCUGCUCCUCAAUACUCUGCUCCAGCUCCAGCUCCUCAAUACUCUGCUCCAGCUGCUGCUCCCCAAUACUCUGCCCCAGCUGCUGCUCCCUCCAAUGAAUACUUGCCACCCCAACAACAGCAAUCUGCCCCAGCUCCAGCUCCUCAAUACUCUGCUCCAGCUGCUGCUCCUCAAUACUCUGCCCCAGCUCCAGCUCCUCAAUAUUCUGCCCCAGCUCCAGCUCCUCAAUACUCUGCCCCAGCUCCAGCUCCCCAAUACUCUGCCCCAGCUCCAGCCUCCAGCGGCUACAACUACAACGUUCCCGCCAAACGUUUCCGUUUCCGCUUUUAA